AUGGAAGAGCAAGCUAUACGCUUGGAAAACAACUAUAAUCGCACUGAUUUUGACCUAGAAGAAGGAGAAAGACUUCUACGUGAAUUGGAUGAGAUGAAGGAGAUCUUGAACAAAUACCACUCCGUAUUAAUGGCCUUGACUGAACGCUGCGCAACUAUCUCACCCCUUUGGCAAAGAGGAGAGCGCAUCUCUCGUCCUAUCGCUGUAACAGCGUUGUGUGAUUACUCGGACAAAACCGUUCAUAUCAAAGCUGGUGAUGAGGUGACUUUACUGGAUAAUUCCGACUUGAUCAAAUGGCAAGUGCGCGAUCUUUCCGGCGCCGAAGGAACAGUACCAUCUGUCGUAUUCCGCAUUCCACCUCCAGAUCCAAAGUUGACAGCCUACUUGAAUCGGCUACUGCAACAAUUCGAGAAACUGAAGAAGCUAUGGGAAAAGAAGCAUCGCAUGGUCCGCUUCAACAUGGUGUUGAAUACAAUGAAAACCAUCCAGGGUUGGGACCUCGAUACGUUCAACGCUAUCGACCCUGAACAACGCGAUGCUAUCAUGCGUGCUCUGAAUGACGAUGCUAAUAAGUUAUUGGCAGAAAUGGAUCCCAAUGACCCACUUGCCUUACGUUUGAAAGAGGAACUCAGACGCACAAACGAACACUUCUGGAACUUGCUAAAUGCGAGCCAGAAGCCUCCUGAGCCAGACCAUUCUUCAUUAUUCGACGAGAAAAUAGGUGAUCUCCUGAGAAAACUUGAGGAUGCUUGGCGUAAGCUCAAUGAUAAUGCUGGAAAACCGCUUUCGAGAAAUCCUGAUGAGCUAGAACGUGUGAUAGUAGAUCACAAGAGUUUCGAAGACGCUCUGCAGGCCUUGGACGCAGAUGUUGCCAACAUUAAAGAGUUGUUCCGUCAACUUCCUAAUCCCACACCCACCCAAAGGGUCAACAGUGAUAGGCUCAACAGUCUUUGGGAAGAUCUAUGGGACUUGUCGCGCAUGUACGUCGAGAGGAUCAAGGUAUGA
Molecule: messenger RNA, 1005 nt
Organism: Cylicostephanus goldi
Lineage: Eukaryota; Metazoa; Nematoda; Chromadorea; Rhabditida; Strongylidae
Source: the annotation of a GenBank genome assembly